Messenger RNA from Conger conger (European conger), 614 nucleotides. RefSeq names its product lactose-binding lectin l-2-like. The transcript has 6 exons. Bases 1 to 495 code for a protein of 164 amino acids. The record is from RefSeq and is a predicted model, not a curated record. NCBI's taxonomy places the organism in Eukaryota, Metazoa, Chordata, Actinopteri, Anguilliformes, Congridae.
AUGGCCAUCUUCACAUUAUCAGCAUUCGUUGUUGUUACUGUUCUCUCUAGCAUGACUUUGGUAUCGCAAGGGGCUGAGAUAGGUUUGUGUCAGGGUCCCUGCCCUGAAGGCUGGAUUUACAAGAAUGGCCGCUGCUUCCAGCACAUUGCUGAUAAGAAGACAUGGCUUGAUGCUGAGAUACACUGUGUGAGUCUUGGAGGAAACCUGGCCUCAGAGCAUAGUGAAGAUGAUCAUGAGUUUCUGAAGAAGCUCAAUAACAAUGAUGAUCCAUUCUGGAUUGGAUUGUCAGACAUUCACAAGGAGGGCACAUGGCUAUGGUCCGAUGGUACAAGUGCAAGUUCUGAAUGGGACUUUUUAAAGUGGAAUCCUGGAGAGCCCAACAAUGCGGGCGAAGAGAACUGUGUGCACACAAACUAUGGAGGCCAAAAAGACUGGAACGACACUGGAUGUAAUGGAAUGUUUCAGUCCAUCUGUGCCUUGCGAUUGAAUGAGUGAUGUGGCCUCUGUACCAAGAGCAAAAAACUUAGCCUGUACCCACAUUAGCCUGUGCAGCAGCCAGUGCCAGAACGAUGAUGAUGCCCAAGCCACGAUGCACGAAAGCGAUGAUGAUGAAC